AUGGUGGCGGGAUGGCAGGUGAGCCUGGAAGAGUCCAUGCAAGGCAUGGUGCCCAAGAUGGCGCGCUCCGUCGCGCACAAGAGGCUGCCGCCAGUGCCAGAUGGCCUGCGCAAGGAUGAGAAGGGGAGGCCCCCCACGUCGAUUAUGCUCUUCUAUCAGUAUGUUGAGCCUGCUUGGAGCGCAAAGCAGCAUCGGAGAGCCCUCACAUUUGUGCAUGAUCUUGGGCGAAAGCAUGGAGUGACUGGUAGAGGACGGUGCUCUGCCGAAGGUCUGAAUUGCACUCUCACCGGCACUGCGGAGGGGGUCCGUGCAUUUGCACAAGGAUUGCGGGAUUGGGAUGCGCUGUUCGACGACACGGAUUUCAAGAUCACCGACGGCUUGGAGCACCACAAGAAGUUCAAGAGCCUCACCAUCCAGAAGAAAGAAGAGCUUGUUGCUUACGGCUUGCCUGUCAGUGCUGCGCCGUCGCUCAAAGAGAAUGACACUCAGCAUGUGGAGGCGGAUGAGUACCACAAGAUGAUGUCGGAGCCGAACACCGUCAUCAUAGACGUGAGGAACAGGUACGAAACCGAGAUCGGUCACUUCCAGCCGCCGCAAGGUGGCGCUGAGUUCAUCGAUCCCAAGGUGCGCAACAGCCACGAGCUGCCGAAGUGGUUGGCCAUGCCGGAGACGCAGGAUGCGCUGAAGGGGAAGAAGGUGAUGAUGUACUGCACUGGCGGGAUUCGAUGUGAGCGAUUCUCCGCCCUGAUGACGCAGCUGAAGCAAGACAAUCCUGACUUCCAGACCGACGGGGAGUUCAUGCUGCGAGGAGGGAUCGAGCGCUACGUCCGGACUUUUCCCGAAGGAGGGUUCUGGAAGGGGAAGAACUUCCUCUUUGACAAGCGGCAAGAGCAGGUGCCUGAAAAGAAGCCCAGUGAGGAGUUGCAAGAGGAGGUUGAGAGCAAAUGCUGCGUUUGCAAGAAGCUUUGGGGCCUGUACCGCGGGCAAUUCAAGUGCUCCCACGAGGACUGCCAAGUGCCGGUGAUCGUUUGCUCUGACUGCCGGCCGGACGUUGAGUUGAAGCAGCCGUGGCUGCAGUGCCCCUUGUGCGAGGCGAGGGCCGGGGGAGGACAUGCGCCGGGGGUAGCCUUGCGGUUGUAA
Molecule: messenger RNA, 1140 nt
Organism: Effrenium voratum
Lineage: Eukaryota; Dinophyceae; Suessiales; Symbiodiniaceae
Source: the annotation of a GenBank genome assembly